GUGUUACUUAUUUCAUCAGCUACUACAUAAUGUCUUGUUAUUAUCUGAAACUGUUUUAUGCACUUCUUCUGCUGUUGUUGCAUGCUGCAGGACCCAUUCUCGGGUUGAACAAAAGCGCAGAAAUAAAGUGCAUAGAGAGGGAGAGACAGGCACUUCUUAACUUCAAACAUGGCCUCAUAGAUGCCUAUGACAUGCUGUCAACAUGGAGGGAUGAUGAAAACAGUAGAGAUUGUUGCAAAUGGAAAGGCAUUCGUUGUGACCAUAUAACAGGUCAUGUAACCAUCCUUCGUCUCCCUGGUUCGAAUACACAAUCACAAUUUUUGAGAGGUGCACUGAAUGUCACUUCGUUGUUUGCCUUGCAAAAUAUUCAACAUUUGGAUCUCAGCUACAAUUAUUUCAUAGGGAGUCACAUCCCGCAACUCAUGGGCUCACUAACCAACUUAAGAUAUCUCAAUCUCUACAACUCUUUUUUUAGUGGCAGCAUUCCUAUCGAAAUUGGAAGCCUUACACAUUUACGGACUCUGGAUCUUGGUAAUAACGCUUUUCUCUGUGGGAAAAUCCCUUAUCAACUUGGAAACCUUACACGCUUAAGGUAUCUCGAUCUCAGUCACAAUUUUCUGGACGGGGAACUCCCUUAUCAACUUGCGAAUCUGUCACAGUUGAGGCAUCUUGAUCUUAGUCAUAAUUCAUUUUCUGGAGCACUCCCUUUCCAGGUUGGGAAUCUUCCUUUCUUGCACACUCUUAGACUUCCUGGCAAUUUUGAUGUCAAACCUAAGGAUGCACAAUGGCUCUCUAAUCUCCAUUCCUUAACAAAUCUUGCCUUGUAUUCUUUACAUAAUCUUGACUGGUUGCAAACCAUUAUUUUUCCAAAUUUAAGAGAGUUGGGGCUAGUUGAUUGUUCUCUUUCAGAUGCCCAAAUUCAAUAUCUCUUUUAUUCACGCCCCAACUUCUCCACUUCUCUUACCAUCCUUGAUCUUUCUUCUAAUAUUCUCACAUUAUCAACAUUUCAACUUCUGUCAAACUUUAGCCUUAAUCUUCAAGAGCUUUAUCUUUCUAAUAAUAACAUUGUUUUAUCAUCUCCUAUCUACUCAAACUUUCCUUCUCUUGUGAUCCUUGACCUUUCUAAUAAUAAUGUGACCUCAUUGGUCUUUCAAGGUAGUUUCAACUUCAGUUCAAAACUUCAAAAUCUUUAUUUGUCAAAUUGUGGUCUAAGGGAUGAUAACUUUAUCAUCUCAGCUAUUUCAAUUUCGAAUUCUUCAUCUUCACUUGGCUCGCUUGAUCUCUCCUCAAAUCUGUUGAAAUCAUCAUCCAUAUUUUACUGGCUCUUCAACUCCACUACCAAUCUUCGUACACUUGAACUUAGUGAAAACAUGUUGGAAGGUCCCAUUCCAGAUGGUUUUGGGAAAGUAAUGAACUCUCUUGAAGUUCUUGACCUCUUUGAUAACAAACUGCAAGGCGAGAUUUCAUCUUUCUUUGGGAACAUCUGCACAUUACAGGAGCUAGACCUCUCAAACAACAAGAUGAGUGGGAACAUUUCUAACUUGUUUCAAAACUCUUCAUGGUGCAACAAACAAGUGUUUCGGUGUUUGUUUUUAUAUGAUAACCAGAUUACCGGCAUUCUACCUAUAAGCAUUGGAUUGCUAUCUGAGUUAGAGUACUUGUUCUUGAAUGGAAAUUGCUUGGAGGGUGACGUCACUGAAUCCCAUCUUUCCAGUUUCUCCAAAUUAGUAUUCUUGGAGUUACAACAUAACUCAUUGUCACUAAAAAUUGGUCCUACUUGGGUUCCUCCUUUCCAAUUAAUGUUAUUGAGAUUAGGCUCUUGUAAUUUGGGCCCGAAAUUUCCAAGUUGGCUUCAGACUCAAAGUUCCUUAGUGUUUCUUGAUAUUUCUAAUAGCAAGCUUAAUGAUUUCGUACCAGACUGGUUUUGGAACAACUUGCAAAAUAUGGAAAAGUUAAAUAUGUCUAACAAUAAUCUCAUUGGUGCAAUUCCCAACUUAUCAUUGAAGCUUCUGUAUAGACCGUUCAUAUUUCUGCAUUCAAAUCAAUUUGAAGGCAAAAUUCCACCCUUUUUACUGCAAGCCUCAAAGCUCAAUCUCUCCAAAAAUAAAUUUUCAAAUUUGUUUUCAUUCUUAUGUGAUCGAAGCAUAUCUGCAAAUUUGGCUUCUUUAGAUUUAUCAAACAAUCAAAUGAAGGGAGAACUGCCAAACUGUUGGAAAAAUGUUGAUCGGUUAUUGUUUCUUGAUUUAAGCAACAAUAAAUUAUCAGGGAGGAUUCCUGUGUCCAUGGGCAGCCUUGUUAAAUUGGAAGUCUUGGUUUUACGAAACAAUAACCUAAUGGGUGAAUUACCUUCCACUUUGAAGAACUGCAGUAAUUUAAUUAUGGUGGAUGUGAGUAAAAAUAUGUUGUCUGGUCCAAUACCAUCAUGGAUUGGAGAAAAUAUGCAGCAAUUGAUAAUCUUGAACAUGCGAGGGAAUCACUUCAGUGGACGUCUUCCAGUUAAUCUCUGUUAUUUGAAGCGUAUUCAAUCAUUGGAUCUUUCAAGGAAUUACUUAUCGAGAGGUAUUCCAACAUGCUUAAAGAAUUUGACUGUAAUGUCUGAAAAGAUCAUCGACAGAGGUGCAACUCUAAAUAAUAUAUAUUGGUCUACCAAUCUUACUUACCAUGAACCUUUUGCUGCUUUUUUAUCCAGUUCUGAUAAUUAUACACUUAACAUAACAUGGAUGUGGAAAGGUGUGGAACUGUGGUUUUCAGAUCCAGAGUUACAACUUAAGAGCAUUGAUCUUUCAAGUAAUAAUUUAACAGGUGAAAUACCAAAAGAGAUUGGAUAUUUGGCUGGGCUAGUUUCUCUAAAUUUAUCUCGAAAUUAUCUAAGCGGAGAAAUUCCUUCUGAGAUGGGAGAUUUAAGUUCACUGGAGUCCCUUGACUUAUCAAGAAAUCGUAUCAGUGGGGGAAUUCCUUUUUCUCUUUCUCAAAUUGAUGAUCUAGGUAAGUUAGAUUUAUCACACAACUCUCUUUCAGGAAGAAUCCCACGAGAAAGACAUUUUGAAACCUUUGAAGGCUAUAGUUUUGAAGGAAACAGAGAUCUUUGUGGUUUUCAACUGAACAAAAGUUGUCCUGGAGAUGGAGAUCAAAGGACAGUAAAGUUCCCAGAAGUUGAAGCAAUCAAUGGUGAUGAAGACAGUGUCUUUUACGAGGCAUUAUACAUGAGCAUGGGAAUAGGAUUCUUUACUGGAUUUUGGGGCUUAUUAGGGCCAAUACUACUUUGGCAUCCUUGGAGAAAGGAUUACAUGAGAUUUGUGAACAGACUGAUAAAUUAUAUAUUUGAAUGGUUAUAGGGAAUGCAACAAAGUAGUCCUCGUAGCUCAUAGGCAAGAAGAAUGCAGGUGUUACAGAUGCUCUACACAAUUCGGAUUAGGGAGGAAAUCAAUGUUGGGUUGCACAAGGGCAAAAUAUUUAUUUAGUUUUGUCGUUUACAAUAUUUUGUAUGAAAGAAAUAAAUUGAAAAAUCUUGUUUCUAGAAACUUGUUAUGAUUUGGUUGUAUUUUAUGAUAUAAUAUAUUGUAAUG
This is a messenger RNA of Vigna unguiculata (cowpea), 3566 nucleotides long. RefSeq names its product receptor-like protein EIX1. Gene Ontology annotation, molecular function: protein binding. NCBI's taxonomy places the organism in Eukaryota, Viridiplantae, Streptophyta, Magnoliopsida, Fabales, Fabaceae. The record is from RefSeq and is a predicted model, not a curated record.